This is a messenger RNA of Malaya genurostris, 615 nucleotides long. RefSeq lists its product as uncharacterized. Bases 1 to 615 code for a protein of 204 amino acids. The transcript has 2 exons. The record is from RefSeq and is a predicted model, not a curated record. Lineage: Eukaryota; Metazoa; Arthropoda; Insecta; Diptera; Culicidae.
AUGGCCAUAAAAAGCACCUUUUUCCAGCACCGCCUCCUGCACCGAUACACCUGGAGAUCACCCAUGCAAACGGAGACACAAAUCGAUCACGUCCUGAUUGAUGGACGGCAUUUCUCGGACAUUAUCGACGUACGAACCUAUCGGGGCGCUAACAUCGACUCGGACCACUACCUUGUGAUGGUUAAGCUGCGUCCAAAACUGUCCGUUGUGAAUAACGUACGGUACCGGUGCCCGCCGCGGUAUAAUCUGGACCGACUGAGGGACACCGAGGUCGCGACUGCCUACGCGCGGCAUCUCGAAGCAGCGUUGCUAGCGGAGGAGGAGUUCAAUGAUGCUCCCCUGGAGGACUGCUGGACCAGAACUAAAGCAGCCAUCAGCAAUGCUGCGGAGAGCGUCCUGGGAUACGUGCCAAGGAGUCGACGGAACGAAUGGUACCGUAAUAAUAAACACAAUGUGACGGCAGAACCCCGGACUCGCAAGUUGUGUCGCGAAUAUUUGACGGAGAUUUCCUGCAUGACAAUGGACGAUGAAAAUUUUGUGCUGGAAGACUUUGAGCAGCUUCCCGGAAUGUCUUUUUAUACGGAACGGCGUAGACGAGCAUUCCACGACAAAUAA